Molecule: messenger RNA, 1263 nt
Organism: Neolamprologus brichardi
Lineage: Eukaryota; Metazoa; Chordata; Actinopteri; Cichliformes; Cichlidae
Source: RefSeq, a predicted model, not a curated record
CAAAGGGCAUUACAGGAGAGUAGGAAUGAAAACAACCAUCUCCAGAAGAAAAUUCAACAAAUUGAAGAAGAAAAACUUCACCUGGAGAAGAAGUGCUUACAAAUGGAAGCACAAAACAAACACCUGGAAGAAACACUACAGCGCCAGCCCGACAUCAACAUUAUUAAUGAGGGCUGGGGGAUCAAGUUUGCUCAAGCCAGAGAGCAGAUUGUAUUCCUCAUCAAAGAAAACAAGAAAAAGAGUGCUGAAGUUAAAGAAAUGUCCCAGCAGCUUCAAGGUAGGAAAGCGACGAUUGAUAAGAUAGAGUGGGAUCUCCAAUAUAUGGACCAAAAGAAUCACCUGCUCCAAAGAAAGCUUGAUGAAGCUGAAGAAAAAAAUAAAGAAGUCCUCCAACAGAAGGAAGAACAGGACACAAAGCAAAAUGACCUGCAGCGUGAACUCCAAGACAUGCAGGAAAAGUACAGAAUGGUGAAGGUAAGGUUGGAUCAAACACUGUGCCAAAAUAAAGACCUCCUUCAGGAGAAAGAGCAACAGCAACAACGACUGGCAGAAGAAAAGUGCAUUAUCAAGGACUUUGAGAGUAAAAAUCAAAAAAUGCAAGAAUUCUGUAAUGAACUGAAGGUCAAAACAAGUGAGCUGGAGGUAGAAAAGGAAACACUGGAAAAACGAUGCUCACAUAUGCAGAAAAGGAUCGAUCAAAUGGCGAAAAACAACUCAGAGCUCAUUAAGGGGAUAUUGUUGGAAUUCAACAACUUGAAGCGGGAAAACACAGAAAUGCAGGCCCAAAAGCAAAAGCAAGACAAAACGCAUGAAGACCUGCAGUGUCUGCUCCACGAUAUCCAGAAAAGAAAUGAGCAGUUAGAAGGCAUGCACAAAGAAGAUGAAGUGAGAAAUGCAGACCUGCAGAAGGCAAAGCUAACACAGGAGGCAACAUCCAAAGACCUCAAAGAAAAGCUUGAAGAAACACAAGCUACAUUAGAACAGGUGGAACAAACAUGCAAGAAACUUGAGAAGCAAAACACCGAAACCAUCGAUGAGUUGAGAACCCUCAUCUUGGAGAAAAAGGCCCUCGUGGAAAAGUCCAUGAAAAAGAAGAAAACAUUCUUCAGCUUUUUCCGGAAGAGGGACAAUACUGCUUCUUCAACUGAUGUAGCCUCGUCUUGCUCCGCUUCUGUUCACCCCCCCAACCAGUCCUGGCAGUUGACUGCCCCCUCCUGAGCCUGGUUCUGCCGGAGGUUUCUGCCCGUUUAAAGGCAGUUUUUC